Molecule: messenger RNA, 620 nt
Organism: Antrostomus carolinensis (chuck-will's-widow)
Lineage: Eukaryota; Metazoa; Chordata; Aves; Caprimulgiformes; Caprimulgidae
Product: thrombopoietin
Exons: 4
Biological process (GO): thrombopoietin-mediated signaling pathway; cell population proliferation; positive regulation of ERK1 and ERK2 cascade
Cellular component (GO): extracellular region
Molecular function (GO): hormone activity; cytokine activity
Source: RefSeq, a predicted model, not a curated record
AUGGUCCUAGAGCUUCCCAGAGAAGGUGGCAUGGUGCCUGAGGUGACCUUGUCCCCCCCAGGACUGCUCCUCCUGACAUCCUUCCUCCUGCACAUGGAAGAGAGCCGUGCCAGCCCAACACGGCUGGUCUGCGACAACAGACUCAUCCAGAAAUACAUCGGGGAGGCCAAGGACAUGGAGAAGAGAGUGGGCCAGUGCCAGGCACUUCCCACGCUCAGCUGCCCCAUGGUGCUGCCCUUGGUGGACUUCAGCCUCCAGCAGUGGAGAUCCAAAUCGAGCGAGACCAAGCGUCAGGAGAUCCUCUGCGACCUGGCGCUGCUGGUGGGUGCUGUGGUGGGGGCCCAGAGCCAGGUGACCCAGGAGUGUGGGGCCAGGCAGCUGAGCCAGCUUUACCAACACGCCAACUCCUUCCUCCUGCUCCUGCAGACCUUCAGCGGGGAGGCAGGACCCUGGGAGCCGGGCUGCUCCCCACGCUCCAUGGAACAAACCCACCUCACCAGCAUCUUCCUCACCUACCGGCAGCUGGUACAGGGCAAGCUGCGCUUCUUCUUCCACGACGUGGCCAAGGACUUGUGCAGGCAAGGCCAGGGGGGCGGCAGAGACCCCGGGUGCGGGGCCCG